AUGAGAGCGAGCGCCAGCCACGACGACCAGCUGCUCUUCGAGCUGCAGAGCCGCAGCAGCGUGCCGAGCCUCGUCACCACCGCCAGCUCGUCCGAAGACAGUGACGAGCUCAGCGACCUGCAGUCGCGCCGCAGCCUGGACGCAGCGCUGGGUCGCCUCUCGUGCCUCUCGUCCAUCGCCAAGUUCGCCAUGAAGCUCAACCAGAUCCACCACGUCAAGAUCUGCGCCACCUACGACGAAAGCGAAGGCGGCGCCACCGUCUACGUCAUGAACGUCUACCUGCGCUACGUGCAGAAGGGUCUCCCGCCGCCGCCGCCUGCCGGUGAGUCCGAGGGUCAGCGCAAGAAGCGGCUGCGGCGCGAGAGGGAGCUCGAGCACCCCGUGUACCAGGUGGAGCACCGCUACUCGGCGUUCCGCGAGCUGCGGAGGCGCAUCAUGAAGACCGUCAACGCGCGCAGUGACAACAGGUAUCACCAGCAGUGCGCGUACUGCAGUCGCAUCAAGUUCAUCGACUCGUCCACGAGCUUCCCGCCGCGCGUGCCGAACCGCGGGCUGGUGGCGACCUGCACGGGCUGGCGCCAGCUUUGCACGCACUUCCGCAAGCGGCAGCUCGAAGGCUUCCUCAACCAGCUGCUCAGAGCGGCCAAGGACCUGUCGUACCGCACAGGCAGCGGCCAGUGCGAGCGGUUCCUCGUCGUCUCGCAGAUCCUCAGCUCGUUCCUGUCGGCGGAGAGCAUGCGCGCGACCGAGAGCGUGUGGUAA
Molecule: messenger RNA, 762 nt
Organism: Phytophthora sojae
Lineage: Eukaryota; Oomycota; Peronosporomycetes; Peronosporales; Peronosporaceae
Exons: 1
Coding region: 1-762 (253 amino acids)
Molecular function (GO): phosphatidylinositol binding
Source: RefSeq, a predicted model, not a curated record